GGGGACAGCGUGGCUUAUCCAGCGUGGUCCAGGCCAGGUGUCCGGGCCGCGGCCGGCGGGGCCGGGCAGGGGCGCGGGCAGGGAGGCCUGAGCCGGGAGGGGAGCCGCGCGGGGUCCGGGUCCGCAGGGGCGGGGCGGGGCGGGCCGGGGCGUCGCUUCCUCCCCGGGCCCCGCCUCCCCUUGCCGCUGCGACCCGCCCCUGCCGCGGCCCGGGCUGCCCCCGGGAUUCCCCCACCCCACCCCACCCCAGCACCCCGCCCCCCACCCCCCUGCGCUGGCGCGGCGUCCUCGCUGCCACCACCUGGGUCCGACAAGAUGUACCAGGUCCCUCUGCCGCUGGACAGGGAUGGGACCCUGGUACGGCUUCGCUUCACCUUGGUGGCCCUGGUCACGGUCUGCUGUCCACUUGUCGCCUUCCUCUUCUGCAUCCUCUGGUCCCUGCUCUUCCACUUCAAGGAGACUACGGCCACACACUGUGGGGUGCCCAAUUACCUGCCGUCGGUGAGCUCGGCCAUCGGCGGGGAGGUGCCCCAGCGCUACGUGUGGCGCUUCUGCAUCGGCCUGCACUCGGCACCCCGCUUCCUGGUGGCCUUCGCCUACUGGAACCACUACCUCAGCUGUACCUCCCCAUGUCCCGGCUACCGCCAGCUGUGCCGCCUCAACUUCAGCCUCAACGUCUUGGAGAAUGUCGCGCUGCUCGUGCUCACCUACGUCUCCUCCUCCGAGGACUUCACCAUCCAUGAGAACGCUUUCAUUGUAUUCAUUGCCGCCUCCCUUGGCCACAUGCUUCUCACCUGCAUUCUCUGGCGGCUGACCAAGAAGCACACAGUAAGUUACGAGGACCGUAAGUCUUACAACUGGAAACAGCGGCUCUUCAUCAUCAACUUUAUCUCCUUCUUCACGGCGUUGGCUGUCUACUUUCGGCACAACAUGUAUUGUGAGCCCGGAGUGUACACCAUCUUCGCUGUCCUGGAAUACACUGUUGUUCUAACGAACAUGGCGUUUCACAUGACGGCCUGGUGGGACUUCGGGAACAAGGAGCUGCUUAUUACCUCCCAGCCUGAGGAAAAGCGAUUCUAAACCCGUCUCAUCUGCCAAGGAAGAGGAAGAGGAGGAGAAGGAAGUGGAAGAGGAAGGAGGUCCACUGCCCAGAACUAGAAACAAGAGUUCCCUCGGGCCUUCCCUACCCAGAGUCCCUUCUGCGCCCCGUGGGAGCUGGGGGAGGGGACACUGAGCACAAGGCCUGCCCCAGCCCUGCUGGCCGCUCCCUCAGCCUCCUCGUGGGACAGGGGCUUUCAGGCCACAUCCCUGUUCCUGGAGACGCCCCAAGAAGCUGAGCUAGCAGCAGGGCUCCACCCUCUGGUGCUAAAAAAAAAGUCCUGAGGUUCAAACCACCAUCCGGUUCUUGGCCUUAACAUAGCCACCCUCACUGAGGUCAGGGACCACCGAGCAGUGGCCAUCACCUGAAAACCGCAGCCACUUCUCCUCACAGGUCAUUCAUGUGACUGAUAUGCCUCUCGGUCCACUGUGCACGACCAGGCCGAUGGCUGCAGGCCCCACUCAAGCUGCCAAAGGCCCUAGUCCUGACUCUGUCUCUUGAAUUUGUUGUUUCCCCUUCUCUGAGCCCCUGGGUGUCCCUGUGGAUGACACCGGGCAGGCAGGCUCUGGCUUCCAAGGGUUGGAUGUCACCCUGUGUAGGUGGUAUUGUAUACCCACCGGAUGUCCUGCUCAGAAAAAUCACUUGGAGGGGCCAGAGUGAUAGUACAGCAGGGAGAGCAUUUGCCUUGCUCACGGUCAACCCGGGUUCCAUCUCUGGCAUCCCAUAUGGUCCUCCAAGCAC
Sorex fumeus (smoky shrew) is the source of this 1840-nucleotide messenger RNA. RefSeq names its product post-GPI attachment to proteins 2 (gene PGAP2). Gene Ontology annotation, biological process: GPI anchor biosynthetic process. The record is from RefSeq and is a predicted model, not a curated record. Lineage: Eukaryota; Metazoa; Chordata; Mammalia; Eulipotyphla; Soricidae. Gene Ontology annotation, cellular component: endoplasmic reticulum membrane; Golgi membrane.